GCCUACCCCCCUUCGAGGUUCCCCCCACUCUCUCUCUAUAGCCCUUCACCAAGGAAACCUCCCCACAUCCCUCCAGGUCCUUCAGUGUCCCCUUUGUCCCAUCAGGGUCCCUUGCUGCCUAUCAAUGUCUCCUCAGCAUCCCCUGGUGUCCCCCAGUGUCCCUCAGCUUCAUACAGGAGUCACAAAGUCUGUCCUCUGUGUCCCCUCGGUGUCCCACAGUGUCCCACAGUGGCCACUGUGGCCUCUCUCCUCCAUGGCCCCCUUGGCUCACACCCUGGCACUGCUGGCAAUGACCGUGGCCACUGCAGACAUCAAGGUGGUGCCCCUGGACAUGGCCCAGAACUCCUUUGAUGACCAGUACCUCAACUGUGGCCCUGCCAUCACUGAGGCCUUGCCGGCCCUCAAUGGCUCCGAGUUCCAGGAGAACAAGGAGUUUUCCCAGGCCUGGGAGAAGGCCACGGCUGAGUGGCAGAAGCGGGGCUCCUAUUCAUCCCCUCUGUCCCCAGCCCAGGCCAUCGCCCUCAUGGCCUACACCAUGCCGGGCGUGCACAAGCAGUUCAACGCGGCCGUGCGCACGGCUGGGCGCUCCCGCCAGGAAUACCGGGACAACUUCCACUUCAAAACGCUGCAUUUCCUGCUGACCCAGGCCCUCCAGAAGCUGAGUCGCCCUAAUGAGUGUCCAGAUGUGUUCCGUGGGGUGAGGACGGUCCAGUUCAAUGUGACACCUGGCGAGAAAGUUCGCUUUGGUCAAUUUGCUUCAUCGUCGCUGGACAAAAAGGUGGCCCAGGGUUAUGGGAACGUCACGAUGUUUGAGGUGCACACGUGCCACGGAGCAGACAUCCAGAAUUUCUCCUUCAAUCAAAGUGAGAAGGAGGUGCUGAUCCCGCCCUUUGAGAUCUUUGUGGUCACCGAUGUCACCAGGGAAGGGAAGAAGGUGCAGAUUGAGCUUCGCUCCACUGGGAACUCCAGCAACUACAACUGCGAGUGGCUGCAAGGUGGGAGCCUACCCAGGAACUCCCCCCACCUUGGGGGGCUUCUCCUGGCUACCAUGGCCAUGGCAGUGGCCAUAGGAACCCUCUAAGCCACAAGGCCACCAAGGUCACUGUGGUCUUUGAAGCCAUUGUGGAAGGCCACCAGGACGAAGGCCACCAGGACGCACAGAGAAAUGUGCCAAGGCUACCAAGGCCAUUAUGACCACUAUGGUCCCUUUGUCUACUUGACCACUGUGGCUGUUAUUGCCACUAUGGCCACUGUGGCAACUUUGGGCAUUGGAACCACCAUGGUCAGCAUGGCCAUUGUGCCCACAGUGACCCGUGAUGUCACUGUGCCUACUGUGGCUCCCAUGGUCACCGUAACUGCUGAGGCCACCAUGGCCACCGUGGUUACCCAGGUGACCAAAGUCACCGUGGCCACCAUGGUCACUGUGGCAAGGCGUCCCUCCUGGAAAAGCCCCUCCGAGAGCUGCCCAGUGAGGGAGCCAUGCCAGGGCAGCAGGACCAGCACAGAGGGGCUGGAGCAGCCAGGACAGCACAGGACAGCAUGGACAGCAGAGACUGGGCAUCACCUGGGGCCACUUGGGCACUUCCCGAUAGAGGGGUUUGGGAGUGGCAAUGUCAUGGCCACCUGCUAACGCUCCUUGGCUGCCUCACCUGAUGUAGCAAUAAAUUGCCAUUUGCUCACCUGCCAUAUAAGAAAUGUAUCAAAACCUUGAUCCUUGCUUGCCUGGCGCAUCAAAUGUUUAUCAGAAAUUUGAUCCUUGCUCGCCUGGUGUAUCAAAUGUUUACCAAAAUUUGCCGCUGGCUCACCUGAUGUAUCCGCUACAGCUCCUUUAAUGCCUUUCCUGCAGGACUCAUGAUUUCCUAAAAUAAAGCAGUUCCUGGAGUUUACCUUA
Molecule: messenger RNA, 1891 nt
Organism: Haemorhous mexicanus (house finch)
Lineage: Eukaryota; Metazoa; Chordata; Aves; Passeriformes; Fringillidae
Product: NAD(P)(+)--arginine ADP-ribosyltransferase 2-like
Exons: 2
Coding region: 125-1081 (318 amino acids)
Molecular function (GO): NAD+ poly-ADP-ribosyltransferase activity; NAD+-protein-arginine ADP-ribosyltransferase activity
Source: RefSeq, a predicted model, not a curated record